This is a messenger RNA of Xyrichtys novacula (pearly razorfish), 2589 nucleotides long. The record is from the annotation of a GenBank genome assembly. Lineage: Eukaryota; Metazoa; Chordata; Actinopteri; Labriformes; Labridae.
GCAGUCAGACGGGCAAAAUUGUUCAUUGUGAGGCGUAGUCCAUCUCCAGAAAUCCAAAAUGAGGGAAAUUGUGCAUCUCCAGGCCGGCCAGUGUGGAAACCAGAUUGGCGCAAAGGUUAGUAAAAUUAUAUUUGACUUUAAGUGGAUUUUAGUCGUUAGAUUUUCAUUGGAAACACCGUGUUCAGCGGUCGGUCAGAAGGUGCUUUGUGCUCUUGGAAGCCACACCCUGGGAAGAGCAGCGUGUCCUACUUAAGAAAAUUUACUCUCACACUCAAUUAAAACCUUUAAGGCAUCCCAAUGCUUGAACGAUUACGUCGAAAUGUGAACGAUUAAAAGAAUUUUACAUAAUUUUAUGGAGAAACAAGAUUUGAUUGCAGUGAUGGGGCCGAGUGUGUGUUCGUGUAAAGGUUGAAACGGUUGACUGCCGGUUUAAUCUCCGGGCAGGAUUUCUCUUAGCACAAACGGAAUGGCGAAUCGUAAUUAUUGGCCAACGGUUAAUGAAAAUUGUGCUGCAGUGCGCAAAGAGGAAGUUAAGCUAACCGCUAGCCCGUUUCCUCUUCUCAGUUUCGCCUACAAGACAGUCUCAUUCACUCAGGGAAUGGUGGUUAUUUUAUUUUUUGUACUGAAGUAGGGAGGUGUUGGUUUUGUAAGGCUCUUUCCCGGCUCUCUGAGGCCCGCUGUUCGCAGUAACGUCUGAACGCUGCCGGCCUGUGCCUGAAGUAGGCGGUGUUGGCGGUUAGUGACGUAGCCCGAGUUUUUUCAAAUUCAUAACCGGCUAGUAGCAGCCAAUAGAAAACCAGGCCGCGCGCGGGGAUUGCAGAACGGCGGGAAACUAGAAAGAACUGUUAUCUAACCUCCAUUUUGUACCGGAUUUUCAACUUAUUAGUAUUAUAAAAUCAUCCUGCUCCAAUUUACGCAUUGUUACGUACAACUUGCUGGUGACUUGUGUUUGUUGUGAAACUGAAAUCACUUGGUAAUUGAUGUCAAUAUCCCACAGUUUUGGGAAGUGAUCAGUGAUGAGCACGGCAUCGACCCAACUGGCACAUAUCAUGGGGACAGUGACCUGCAGCUAGACAGGAUCAAUGUCUACUACAAUGAGGCCACAGGUAUGUGAAUUAAAACUCAAAUUUUUGUAGCUUGUAGUAAUCUUUUUUUUUUUUUUUUUGAAUGCUCACAUUUUCUUGUUUCUUGUAGGUGGAAAAUAUGUUCCACGUGCUGUGCUUGUGGAUCUGGAGCCAGGCACUAUGGACUCUGUUAGGUCAGGACCUUUCGGCCAGGUCUUCAGACCAGACAACUUUGUUUUUGGUAUGGAAUUUUAUUAGUCUUUCUCUUUACCUUUUCACCAAAUUGGUUUUUGAAUGUCAUCUGAACUUUACUUUUUUUUUCUUUCUUUUUAGGCCAGAGUGGUGCUGGUAACAACUGGGCUAAGGGUCACUACACUGAGGGUGCAGAGCUGGUGGACUCUGUCCUGGAUGUGGUGAGGAAAGAGGCUGAGAGCUGUGACUGCCUGCAGGGCUUCCAGCUCACACACUCCCUGGGUGGUGGUACAGGCUCUGGAAUGGGCACACUGCUCAUCAGCAAGAUCCGUGAAGAGUACCCCGACCGUAUUAUGAACACCUUCAGCGUCGUCCCCUCCCCCAAAGUAUCAGACACAGUUGUUGAGCCAUACAACGCCACACUUUCGGUCCAUCAGCUUGUAGAAAACACAGAUGAGACCUACUGCAUCGACAAUGAGGCCCUGUAUGAUAUCUGCUUCCGCACCCUUAAACUCACAACACCCUCAUACGGUGACCUUAACCACCUCGUCUCCGCCACCAUGAGCGGUGUCACCACAUGUCUUAGGUUCCCUGGACAGCUUAAUGCUGACCUGAGGAAGCUGGCUGUGAACAUGGUGCCAUUCCCCCGUCUGCACUUCUUCAUGCCCGGCUUUGCUCCCCUCACAAGCAGAGGCAGCCAGCAGUACAGAUCGCUCACUGUACCAGAGCUCACUCAGCAGAUGUUCGACGCCAAGAACAUGAUGGCCGCCUGCGACCCACGUCACGGGCGUUACCUGACAGUGGCCGCCAUCUUCCGUGGCCGCAUGUCCAUGAAGGAGGUGGACGAGCAGAUGCUGAAUGUGCAGAACAAGAACAGCAGCUACUUCGUCGAAUGGAUCCCCAACAACGUCAAGACAGCCGUCUGCGACAUUCCUCCCCGUGGCCUGAAGAUGGCCGCCACCUUUAUCGGCAACAGCACAGCCAUCCAGGAGCUGUUCAAGCGCAUCUCCGAGCAGUUCACAGCCAUGUUCAGGCGUAAGGCUUUCCUCCACUGGUACACCGGCGAGGGUAUGGAUGAGAUGGAGUUUACUGAGGCUGAGAGCAACAUGAACGACCUGGUGUCCGAGUACCAGCAGUACCAGGACGCCACCGCCGAAGAGGAGGGAGAGUUUGAGGAGGAGGCUGAGGACGACCUCAAUUAAAGCCUUAAAAAAUGUUUUUUCAGGGCUCUGCUGUCAGUUCUGCCAUGAAAUGUAACGUUCCAAGUCUUUUCCAGUUUCAGUGUUCUGUUUGCUGUUUCAAUGUUAAUAAACUUCUUCUCUAGCACAUUUGA